AUGCUGCAACUGGGCAUAAUUCGGCCGUCCGAGAGUCCAUGGGCGUCCCCUCUGCAUUUGGUGUCCAAGGCGACAUCAGACGACUGGCGGUCCUGUGGUGACUUUCGCGCCCUCAACAAUGCGACCAUCCCGGAUCGUUAUCCCGUCCCUCAUCUUCAAGAUUUUGCUGGAGCUCUUUUCGGCAAAUCGGUUUUCUCGAAGAUUGACCUUGUUCGGGCCUUCCAUCAGAUUCCUGUCGCUCCUGAGGAUGUUCCCAAAACUGCCGUCACCACACCAUUCGGCCUGUUCGAAUUUAUUCGCAUGCCAUUUGGUCUUCGCAAUGUUGCCCAAACAUUUCAGAGGUUCAUUGACCGAGUCCUACGUGGUCUCCCGUUUGCGUACGCCUACAUCCAUGACCUCUUGGUGGCCAGUCGAAAUGCCGAGGAACACAAAGAGCAUCUUGCUUUAGUGUUUGACCGCCUCGAUCAGUUUGGCAUGGUCAUCAACCCUUCGAAGUGUGUUCUGGGUGUGUCGUCCCUUGAUUUUCUUGGUCACCAUGUCGAUGCACAAGGUUUGCGUCUCCUCUUUUCCAAGGUUGAGGCCAUUCGUGACUUUCCUCCACCAACCUCCAAGCGUCAGUUGCAACGUUUCCUUGGCAUAGUAAACUUUUAUCGCCGGUUCCUACCGAACUGUGCCGGCCUUAUGCUGCCACUCACCAACUUGCUCUCUGGUCCCAAGGGUCCCCUUGAGUUACGUGGCCACGCGCUGACUGCUUUUGAGAGAAUAAAGACCUCCCUUGCUGAUGCUACCUUGCUCGCUCAUCCUGCUCCAGAAGCCCCAUUAUCCUUGAUGGUUGAUGCUACGACCGUUGCCGUAGGUGCAGUCUUCCAACAGCAUAUCAACGACUCGACCCGACCGUUGGCAUUCUUCUCCAAGAAGCUUUCACCUGCCGAGACGAGAUAUAGCACGUUUGGCCGUGAACAUCUGGCCAUUUACCUAGCCGUAAAACAUUUCCGACACUUCCUUGAGGGUCGUGACUUCACAAUUUUCACAGACCACAAACAACUUACAUUUGCCAUCUGA
Messenger RNA from Spirometra erinaceieuropaei, 1062 nucleotides. The record is from the annotation of a GenBank genome assembly. NCBI's taxonomy places the organism in Eukaryota, Metazoa, Platyhelminthes, Cestoda, Diphyllobothriidea, Diphyllobothriidae.